Colius striatus (speckled mousebird) is the source of this 477-nucleotide messenger RNA. Its product is annotated as helix-loop-helix protein 13-like. The transcript is spliced from 2 exons. Bases 1 to 477 code for a protein of 158 amino acids. Lineage: Eukaryota; Metazoa; Chordata; Aves; Coliiformes; Coliidae. Gene Ontology annotation, biological process: regulation of transcription by RNA polymerase II; developmental process. The record is from RefSeq and is a predicted model, not a curated record. Gene Ontology annotation, molecular function: DNA-binding transcription factor activity, RNA polymerase II-specific; RNA polymerase II transcription regulatory region sequence-specific DNA binding; protein dimerization activity.
AUGGAAGAACUUUGUUACAGCUUCGAGGAGGAAGACCACGCUCCCGAUUUCCUCCUGUGGGAGCAGGCAGCCCCCGCCGCUCCGUGGGACGGCUUCCCGCCGGGCUGCCGCUGGCCCGGCGCGUCUGGCGGCGCGGGGGGUGCUGAAGCGGACAGCUCCGCGGCGCGCGCCACCGCCCCCCGGGCGCGCCAGGCGGCCAACCGCCGGGAGCGGCGCAGGAUGCUCGGCAUCAACGCGGCCUUCGAGCGGCUCCGCUGCCACGUCCCCACUUUCCCCUACGAGAAACGGCUAUCCAAAAUCGACACACUGAGACUGGCCAUCGCCUACAUCGCUCUGCUGGGCGAGAUCCUCCUCUCCAGGUGCCAUCCCAAAUCCUACGUGGAGCAGUGCCUGAAGAACGAUUCACAAAACCAAGGGCGGGCAACCUGGAACAUAAGUGAUCUGACAGCCCGCCUGUCUUGGGUAAAGUGGGAUUAA